AUGCCGGCGGGAUAUCCCUCGCAAGUCAUUGAUGCGCUGCGGUGCACUGUUGACUGCCAACAAGCCGAUUGGAAAAUGCACAAGCAGGUCUGCCAGCUCGUCUCCGCUGAACCACAUGCUCGUGCAAUGGUACGAUUCAAUUACCGAUACGGACACUACAUCCACGCCCUCGCUCUCUUCAUGUUUGGGUAUUGCGACCUCGUGGCGGGCCCUCGACACGAUGAAAUCUGGAAGAAGAGGGUCAAUACCCACGCCGUUGUGCUCCACGUACGCCAACACGGUUAUACGGACUCUCAUCACCCAUACCACGACUACCACUACUCCUCCUGCUAUCUCUUCCCCAUCAAACUACUCAAUAUCAUUGAAGAGGGAUGCAGAGCGCGCGCUGAAGCCCUUCUCCAAAUCCGUCAGGAGGAGAAGACCUGUAUUGUGGUCAUUAUGUUUGAGGACAAGGUCGGCUUCAGCCUCGGCGCUCGUGCCUUCCUGCACAAAGUCGACGAGUUUGAGAUCAAUCAAUACGCCCGCGCCUCUACUUACAACGCUCCUCACUCGUUCCGUCGAAUUUUACUCCACAAGGCUCGGAAAGCCACACCCGUUUCUGUCGUAGAAUCACAUAUCUAG
Pleurotus ostreatus (oyster mushroom) is the source of this 621-nucleotide messenger RNA. RefSeq lists its product as uncharacterized. The coding region runs from base 1 to 621 and encodes 206 amino acids. Lineage: Eukaryota; Fungi; Basidiomycota; Agaricomycetes; Agaricales; Pleurotaceae. The record is from RefSeq and is a predicted model, not a curated record. The transcript has 2 exons.